Messenger RNA from Colletotrichum paranaense, 2052 nucleotides. RefSeq lists its product as uncharacterized. Gene Ontology annotation, molecular function: metal ion binding. Lineage: Eukaryota; Fungi; Ascomycota; Sordariomycetes; Glomerellales; Glomerellaceae. Gene Ontology annotation, biological process: box C/D snoRNP assembly. The record is from RefSeq and is a predicted model, not a curated record. The annotation marks the transcript as partial. The transcript is spliced from 2 exons. Gene Ontology annotation, cellular component: nucleus.
UCGUUGCAAUCGAACACUGCGUUUCCUGCACCUUUUCACGGUUCCUUUCUUCAAAACCCCCGAACGCUCUUUAGCAACUCGACUGCGAAGAUAGUAAGAACGCGUCGUCGUCCUCGAGCCAACAUGUCGGGCUACAACUACGGUCCCCCACCACCCCCGCCUCCGGCUGCCCAGGCUAGCCAUCCUGGAUAUGGGCACCACGGCGGCGCUUACCAACAGCAUUCACGAGGCGGAGGUGCUCAUGCUGCCCGUGGCGGGCGUGCUGGUUAUCCAUCAAAUGGUCGCCCAGAGUACCCCCCGGCCCAUCAGCCUCAGUACGAAUAUCCCCGCCAGCAGCCAUACCCUCAACAUAGCCCAGGAUAUCCCGCCCAGCAGCAACAACCUGCUGGCAGCAAUUACCCUCCUCAGCAGCAGUGGCAUCAAGACCACGGACAUGGCGCCGCCCAGCAUGGCGCUCACGCUCCUACGCCUCUGUCGACUUCCAACUACCAUCCGAACUACGCCCCCCAGGUCUACGCUCAUCCUCAACACCCACAACAUCCUCAGCCGCCAUCUCACCAGCCAGCCUACGGGCCACAGCAGCCGCAACAACCACAGCAGCAACCCUACGCCCAACCGUAUCCCGCUCCUGCACCGUAUACCGCUGGCCAGCCGUGGGCUGGACACGACCCCCAUGCUCAAGGUCCCUACGGCGCUGGUCGCGGCCGAGGCGGUUACGGAAACGAUCGAGGCGGCUCCCGAGGUCCUAACAUGGCCACGCCUGCUCCAGGAGCCUACGGUGGUGAAGGAGUUCACCAUCAAGCGAAUGGUGGAUAUGGUCAGCCGUAUGCCGAUCCACGCGCGCAAUCCGUCCAAUACCAAGCUCCACCUCAAUAUCCAUAUCAUGCCCCUCCUCCGGCACCUCACGCAGCGAUUCCUCCACAGGAGCCGUACUACAAACAUGAUGGACAGGCCGGUCGAGGUCGUGGUGGUCAUCGUGGUGGCAACCCACGUGGCCGUGGCUCGUUUCACGGCAACGACAGGGGUCGUCAUCGUCAACAGGGCAACAACAAUCACAAUCACAAUCAUAACAACCGACAAGACGGUGGAUUCCACCACAAGCAUGAUAAGCACGACAAUGCUGCCUCGGGUAAGAAGAAGAAGCGUAAGACUAACACCCUUGGUCUUACACCUGGCCAAGACUCGGAGUCGGAAGACGAUGAGAUGGAAGAGGAGACGCUUCGCAAGUUGAUAGGAGCAGAUGCACUACAGGUGACUGAUGUCGCUUCAUACAUUGCCGAGCGGAAGAAGCGCUUCCCCACGGCUGCGCGUGUCAAGGCCAAGAAGUCUGCCGAGACCACGCAAGGAAGUGGCAAUAAGAUCCAUUCCAGUCUGGAGAAGGAGGAGAAUCUCGCCAGCAAGCUCAGGAGACAACUGGAAAAGGUUGAAUCGUCUAUCAAGCGCAAGCGUGAACAGCAAGACGAGGGCGAUGAGAUGAGAGACAGCCCCUCCAUUGACAUCAAGUCUGAAGACGAUGAGCCAGAAGUCGCGUCAAGUCGUGUUCAGCCGGCCCCCCCUCCACCCCCUCCUGCAAAAAAAGCAGACAUUUCAAAGCAUUGCAAGUACUACUCUACGGGAGGUACUUGCGGCAAGAAGGGCAAGUGCCGCUUCGUACAUGAUCCUGCUGUUAGGGAGGCAGCCAUGAAGGAGAGAGAGAUGAACAAUGGCCACCUCACCAUCCAGCAGCGCUUGAUCUUGAACGACAAGGACCAAGAGGACCUUACUGUUCUUCAAUCAAUUCAAUAUCUGCGGGAGAAAGGCCUGAUGAAGCCUGAAGAUCAGCCUAAUGGCACCAACGGGCACACUGGGUCACAGACCUCCCAUUCUCAGUCCCGCCAGCACCCCAGCAGUCUCCCUGCGGCACCUGCUUCUCUCCCAGCGCCGCCUAUGAAGCAUCACGGGCUUCCUCCCCACAAACCGCCUCCUUCUGCAGGCGGAUCUACGGUUCGAUACAAAGGCUGGAACUUGAGUGGAUAUGGGAACUCAGGUCUCAAGUCCGAAGAUCUCCCUUAG